GCCGCGGGGAGACGCGCGGCCGCCGCGCUGCCCUCCCCGGGCCCCCGCCGCGGGGCUUGCGGCUUAUUUUCCCAGCUGGCAAGCGUCGCGCUGCAGACAAGGGAAUGCCUGUGGUCCUGCGUGCUCCAGAGUUCGGGGGCCCCCUGAUCCCGCCCAGCCCCCUCCAGGAGCGGAAGGGUUAAGCAUGAUGAGGAAGAAGAGGAAGCGAGGCGCGUCCCCCGGCCCAUGCCGCAGCCACGGCCGCGACCCCGCCACGGCGCCCGCGCCGCCGCCCUCGCCGGAGCCCACGAGACCUGCAUGGACGGGCAUGGGCUGCAGAGCAGCUCCUUCCUGCGCCGCCGCCGCCGCCGCCGCCCCCGCCGCCGCCGCCGGGGCUGAGCAGCGCCGCCGCCCGCAGCCCUGCCCGCCGCCCCGCCCGCCGCCCCCGGUGCUGCUGCCGCUGCUGCUCCUGCUCGGCCUCGGACUGCUCCACGCAGGUGACUGCCAACAGCCGGCCCAGUGUCGGAUCCAGAAGUGUACCACGGACUUCGUGUCGCUGACGUCGCACCUGAACUCCGCCAUCGACGGCUUUGACUCGGAGUUCUGCAAGGCCCUGCGUGCCUACGCCGGCUGCACCCAGCGGACCUCGAAAGCCUGCCGCGGCAACCUGGUGUACCAUUCGGCCGUGCUGGGCAUCAGCGACCUCAUGAGCCAGAGGAACUGUUCCAAGGAUGGCCCCACAUCCUCUACCAACCCUGAAGUGACCCAUGACCCUUGUAACUAUCACAGCCACGCGGGAGCCAGAGAACACGGGGGAGGGGAUCUGAGCCCUCCCAGUUACCUUUUUUGUGGCUUGUUUGGAGAUCCUCACCUUAGAACUUUCAAGGACCACUUUCAGACGUGCAAAGUGGAAGGAGCCUGGCCCCUCAUAGACAAUAAUUACCUUUCAGUUCAAGUGACGAACGUGCCUGUGGUCCCUGGAUCCAGUGCUACUGCUACAAAUAAGGUGACCGUCAUCUUCAAGGCCCACGGCGCGUGCACGGAGCAGAAGGUGUACCAGGCGGUGAGCGACGACCUGCCGGCGGCCUUCGUGGACGGCAGCACGAGCGGCGGCGACGGCGACGCCAAGAGCCUGGUGGUGCGGGAGCGCGAGAGCGGCCGCGCCGUGGAGAUGCACGCGCGCUACAUCGGCACCACCGUGUUCGUGCGCCAGCUGGGCCGCUACCUGACGCUGGCGCUGCGCAUGCCCGAGGCGCUGGCCAUGGCCUACGAGGAGAGCCAGGACCUGCAGCUGUGCGUGCACGGCUGCCCGCUGGCCGAGCGCAUCGACGACGGCCGCGGCCGGGUGUCGGCCAUCCUGGGCCGCCCCGCGCCGCCGCCCGGGCCCGGCUUCUCGCUGGAGGCGGCGCACGCGCGCUGCCGGGAGCGGGUGCCGCUGCAGGACCUCUACUUCCAGUCGUGCGUCUUCGACCUGCUCACCACGGGCGACGCCAACUUCUCGGCGGCCGCGCGCAGCGCCCUGGAGGACGUGGCGGCGCUGCACCCGCGGCGGGAGCGCUGGCACCUGUUCCCGGGCGGCGGCGGCCCCGCGGGCGCGGGCGCGGGCGGGGGCGCGGGCGGGGCGCGGGCCCUGGGCGCCGGGCUGGCGGGCCUGCUGCUGCUGCGGCUGCUCUAGGCGGCGGCGCGGCGGCGCGGGGCUGGGGUGGUUUUUUUUGUUUUUUUUUUUUUUUUGGUCUAUAACAGAAUUUUAAAAUAUAUAUUGUCAUAAUAUAUUGAGUAAAAGAGUAUAUAUGUAUAUAGCGUGCAGCCGCCGGCGCGGGGGCGUCCGGAGGGGCCGGCGGCGGGGGCGGGGGAGGCAGCGGGCCGCGAUUGUACUGAUUUUUGUUUUGCAGUUUUGUGAAAUAUUUUAUAAUGUCCCUCCCUGGGGACCUGUUAGAAAGCACUUUAUUUUUUAUAUAUUAAAUAUUUAUGUGUGUACCUGGUUAGUACGUACAGUACCUAUACGCAGACCCCCCCCCCACGUGCCCUUGGGGAGGACCGGGGGCGGGCGCUGUCCCCACCCCCUCCUGCAGCAGGUGGCCUCACCCCGGCCUGCCCCCCCCCCCCCGCUCCCCUUGAGGCCGUCACUCUGCGAGGGGCAGGGAGAAGCCGCCUGCGGCCCUACGGAUCGUUCCACUGAGCACGUCCCACACGGGAGGUUGAGCCACACAAAACUGCUGUUUCCAUAGGCCCGAAGGGGCGAGAGGGGACAAGUUCAUGGAGAGGUACCAGGCGCUGUGCUAGACACCCCCCCCCCCCCCGAGCGCUCAGACUUUUGCUCAUCCAGGUCCCCGGUCCCACUGUCACCCCUUUCUGCCCUCGCCUGGGUGCAAGCCGGGGCCUCGGGCCGGGCUGGGUGCCCUGGGAACCGCGCUGCACCCGGGCUCACCCCCGGAGGGCCCUCCUCGGCCUCCCCGCCCCCCCCAAGCCCGGAGCCAGGCUGUGUUGGACGCUUGCCUCCUGGCAAGGCCCGGGCCGCCCCAGAGCAGGGCCUCCCUGAUGCGACUGACGGGUGGGGGGGGGGCUAGCUAAUCCAGGCCUGGUGGCGCCCCAGGCCGCGUGUCUGUCUCUGUCAUCGGCUCCUCGGGCUGCUAAGAGAGGCUCCUUAGGCACCUGCUCGUAGAACCUGGUUAAACUCCCAUCAGGUACCUCCUUGCCGCCUCCCUUAACCCCGUUGGCGGCCCCGGUGCUAAAGGAAAGCCCCACGCCCCAAGUGCAAGAGCGGCGAGGAAGGGAGUGCUAGGGAAGGUAAAUCUCUCGUUUGUCUAUGUAAGUGUUUGGUCCCAAGGAGCAAGGACGCAAUUUUUAACUUAGCUCAGUGCAAAAAAAAAAAAAAAAAAAAAUGAACUUGAGCGACCACAGCAGUGUGCAUCCAGAGCGCGCCAGCGCGCGGAGCUGUAGCGGGCCAGGCCUGGCAUUCCCGCCUUUCGCCACGGCCCGUCGGUGAGGGUCACUGCCAGAGGCCCCCGACUGGCAGGAAAAGAGGAUUUCGCUUUGCGGAAAAUUCUAUUUCGUCGUGAACUGAUGGGUCAUCCAACCGCAGGAUGGAGCUGUGGGUUCAUCUAGAGGUGGCGACCGUCCUCUCUUUCUGUGAUCUAGGACAGAGUCGCCUUGGCCAGUCUGGGAAAACCACAAAGGCAUCCGGCUUCUGACGUGAUAGAGAUGCAGCGCCAGAGAAUUGAAACCUAAACCAGUUAACCUUUUAUAAAAACUGGACUGGGGGCCUACCUGCCAUCAGCGCUGAACUGGGGCUGUGUUUGUUCACCUGGGGAACCGGGGGCCAGGUUCAGAAGCUAGAGUUAGCUAGUAACUUUGUUAUGUAACAGAGUAGAACAAAGGGAAAAUAGAGUACUUAUAACCACUAUUCUUGUGCAAACAGUAUAAUGAAAGUGAAGUAAAAGCGGUAGAAACUCCUACAGUAUCUGGCCUUAGGGCGCAGAUGGUCGAUAUAACCUUUGUCCUUUUCAGGGAAAGCAAAACCACCACCUCUACUAACAGUUGGGGAAGGACAGACCCUUAACUCAGGCCACGGUGCCCUAUCGGAGAGCUGGCGAGGCCCCUGCCAGGCAUUCUGUGUCACUCGCGUUCUUACCAGUGUAUUUGGCUCUUGUGCCUUUACAAUCCGAGUCCCUGUACGACCUUUCCCAUCCCCACAGGUAACUGAGACAUACAGAUGAUUCUCUAGUGGAAGACCAAGUUAUUCUUGUUUUUGUCCUAGCACUUCUAGAGAAAAUACUACUUGUGCAUUUGGGUUCUUGAAAUUCUCCUUAGACCAAAGUUUCAGGUUCUACCAACAUCUGGAUACGCUGUAGCUAUUCAGAGGUCUCCUGGGGGAGCUUAAGACUGGGGGGGAAACACUGGUUUUCACAGAUGCGCCACAUGGCUGUCUUUUAAAAGACUCCAAGCCUAUUUUUUUUUUGUCCUUUCCUUCUCUUUGUUAUGCUUGGAAAUUCCCAGUGUGUCGAGUCUUUGCAAAGAAACCUUUAGAUGUGGUUCAUAGGUAUAUGAAUAAGUAUCUGUGUAAAACAGUGAGUGUGCAGUGUGUAAAUACUUUAAAUUAUUAUGCUAGAAAAAUAAAGUUACAUACCAUGCUGUGGAA
Nyctereutes procyonoides (raccoon dog) is the source of this 4117-nucleotide messenger RNA. RefSeq names its product repulsive guidance molecule BMP co-receptor b (gene RGMB). Gene Ontology annotation, cellular component: plasma membrane. Gene Ontology annotation, biological process: BMP signaling pathway. The record is from RefSeq and is a predicted model, not a curated record. Lineage: Eukaryota; Metazoa; Chordata; Mammalia; Carnivora; Canidae. Gene Ontology annotation, molecular function: coreceptor activity. The coding region runs from base 185 to 1654 and encodes 489 amino acids. The transcript has 5 exons.